Molecule: messenger RNA, 1518 nt
Organism: Talaromyces marneffei
Lineage: Eukaryota; Fungi; Ascomycota; Eurotiomycetes; Eurotiales; Trichocomaceae
Exons: 3
Coding region: 1-1518 (505 amino acids)
Biological process (GO): regulation of DNA-templated transcription
Molecular function (GO): DNA-binding transcription factor activity; DNA binding
Source: RefSeq, a predicted model, not a curated record
AUGUCGUCCCAGGAUGGAACAGUUGAAGUCAACCCGGCCAGAGCCAAGAAACGUUCGACUGCAGCCUCUACAACAACGAGCCAAAAUGGACCACCACAAAGUCAAUCAUUCUUCUUUGUUGACCCUGCUUCUUCAACUCGGGAGAAACGUGCACAUGUGAUGCGCCACCAUAUCCAGGCAAAAAGGAAACAAAAUAUGCUGGCCAGUCAUUCGGACCGGCACUCUCGCCGCGAGCCUCGUGUGUAUCCGUGGAUGAAAAAGUCGAAUAGCAAUAGUGAUGAAAAUGAUUCAAAGCCUUUACGUGAGGUGAUCACAACGCAGAAAUCUACAAACUACAAACGCGAAGAGAGCAGUAAUGCAGUCGCCCAGCCUACAGAUUCAUUGACUGGGCUCCGAAAGGACCCUUUUGCAACACUGGCAUUUGAUGCAAGCUUACCGUGGGCCGAAGAACACUUAGCUGACUUAUGGACUUCUCGGCUGACGUACUGGUCCGGUCCAAAUUCACAUAUGAAAAACAGAAUAUUCCAGGGGGCGAUGCGCAAUCGGACGACCUUUGAGGCAGUCGUAUUAGGCUACUGUGCUCGUUGGGAAUUCAAUCUAGCCACUCCGCGUGAGGAUGGAUACAAGGAUAGCUCCCGAGUGCAAUUUUACGAAUCUCGAGUUCGACAGGCGUUGACAGCCAAGUCGCCACACCGCAGUAGCCAAGCUUUUGACGAAGAGGCCCUCGCUAUGACAUUGACUGGAUUGGCGCUUCAAGAGGAAAGAUUUGGCGACAAGGACAAGGCAUGCGAAUAUGCCGAACAAGCCAAAGAAUUGCAACUCUACCAACAACGGCAGUCUAUCAGCGCAGCUAACGCUGUCAAUGCAGUUUGUCGGCCAUUUCUUUUGUAUGUUCUCGGCACAAUGGAUCCGCACUCGUCGGCAGUUUCAUCAGAUGAGAUGGCCCAAAUGGUGGAUUUCCUGCAUAUGGCGCAUCAGUCCAUGGCGACAGACAAGGACGAAAACUACUUGAAGGAAGUGCCUCAACGGUCAGCAGCCUUUCAGUUUGAUAGUCCUCUGUUUCAACUUUUGUCGAGCGGACCUCGGCCCAGUCAAGUGCCUAUGGAGAACCGAAAUUUUGUGGUCAACAUCAACAAGCCAACAAACGAGCGGGCUCGCACUGCGGCGCUUAUUUAUAUCGUGCUGGCGCUGAGUGAAUUUCGACAACGAAAGAGCAAAGUGGUACGUUUUCUGGGUCAUCUGCUCCAACUUGUGGCAGACUACGACUUGGAUCGCAACCCGGCAUGCGAAUCGUUCAUGUAUUUCCUGAUGGAAGAGACUUUCGAUUCGGAUUUGAGGCAACCGGACCGAGCCUGGCAGAGCAACGACUUGCUGCAGAUUCACAAGAGGCUUCCGUUUGAGCUUCAAUUCCAGUUUAAUGAGAUGCUUUUGGGAUAUUUGAUGUUGCUACCCCCAGUUACGACGGUGGACGCUUUUGAGAAGGGUUUACAAGACAUGAAGCAUACCAACGUUCGCUAA